AUCACUACAUUUCUGCACCACUCAUCAAAACUCUGCGGCAUGCAGACAAGAGCUGGGGGGAGGGCAGUUAUUAUAGGUCUGUUCUGGGUGCUGGACUUCCAGCUUUUACAAUUCCUCUCAUAGCUUAGGUCAUAGUGCUCCUUUUUUUGCUUUAUUUACCGUUACUUUAUGUGAGCAGUGUUUGAGUAUAGACUUCUAUAAUUGCCGGGCUCCCCCUUAUAUAGCGACGGCGGUGCGGCAGAGCGAUCACUCUGCUGUCUAGGUAAUUGUACCAACCCAUUGGGGCGCUUUCAUUAGAGGCUUGGAGUAAAAAAAAAACAACUUUGUUUUAGGACAAAAUGGCAAAUGAAGGCAAAGGCGAGUGGAAGGAGUACGUGUGGAACCCCAGGACGAGGGAGUUUCUGGGCAGAACGGCGAGCAGCUGGGGUCUCAUCCUUCUCUUCUAUUUGGUUUUCUACAUCUUCCUUGCUGGUUUCUUUGCGCUCACCAUGUACGUCAUGAUGCAGACGCUGGAUGAACACAAGCCAACCUGGCAGGACAGGCUCACCACACCAGGCAUGGUGAUUAGACCUCAUGCAGAGGAAAGCUACGACAUUAUUUACAACAUCCAGAACACUGAGAGCUGGGACCUGUACGCUCAGGCUCUGGACAAGUUCCUGUCACCAUACAAUGAAUCCGUCCAGACCCAGAAAAACGACGAGUGCGUCCCAGACAAGUAUUUCGAGCAGAGAGACAGCGGCGAUGUGAAGAACAACCCGAAACGCUCAUGUCAGUUCAGCCGUACCGUUCUUCAAGAUUGCUCUGGACUCAUAGACCGUUACUAUGGAUACCAGGACGGCAAGCCAUGCAUCAUCAUCAAGAUGAAUCGGGUGAUUGGGAUGCUGCCAGGAAAGGAUGGACAGGCUCCGUCCGUCACCUGUGGCCCAAAGAAAGAAGACGCUGACAAAAUCGGAGAGAUGCUCUACUUCCCUCCAAAUGGCACUUUUAACCUAAUGUACUACCCUUACUAUGGCAAGAAAGCUCAGGUGAACUACUCUCAGCCUCUGGUUGCCGUCAAGUUCCUCAACAUUACCGUCAACGAAGAUGUCAACAUCGAGUGCAAGAUCAACGCCAACAACAUUCCCAUUGGAAGUGAAAGGGACAAGUACGCUGGGAAGGUUUCUUUUAAGCUGAGGAUCAACACCAACAAAUAGGUUUACCGCUGAACACUCCUUACUUCAUUCUCUGCAACCGUGCACAUACACAGAAAAAAAUCACAGCAUUCACACCCUUUGUGGGAUUUGUUUACAACCCCCCUCGAAAUGUCUUUGGGGUGGGAAUUGUUUUUCCAGUUGUGGGGCGAGAGGAGGCUAAAAUAAAAGGGUGGUAAUCCUGUCAUUGUUUCUGUCUGUGAGCAAUCAGACAAAUUCUCUGCUGUAAAUUAAUUUGAGGUGACAUCUAUUUAUACUGCAUGACAAACUAGAGGAUAUAAAGGAUGUGUUUUCAACAUUUUUGCAAGGAUCAGCAACAUUAUCAAGGUAUUGCUGCUCACUUCCUGCUGCCUCCUUAUGGAGUGUCCCUCUAUAUAUGAAUAUACACAGAUUACAAUACUACAUGUGUAUAUCUACAGUAUUUAUACAGCAUCAUAACCUUAUAUCAGUAUGUCUAUUUCGUUGCACUUGAAAGAAUAAUCCAACAUUGCAUAAGUCUUGAUGGAUGGAUGCAGAGAUGAAGCCAUUUGCAUGUAUGUAUUGUCCUAAGUGUGCUAUGAUGGCAGGAGGCCUGCAACGUCCCACCUCUGCUCAGUUUGAAAGAAGGUGAAGUUAAACAACUGGCCACCAGGAGGGACCACACUGUAAUCUUUAACCUUCAUGCACUGUUGAGGUUGUUAGUUAAAAAAAUAGGAGAGAGUAAGAUCUCCAACAUAUGGAGAGUAAUCGAUAGAGGUGAAGAAAAGAAAUGAAUACCAGGGUGUUUGUGUCUUUCUCUGUGUGUGUGCUCCAUUUUCAGCUCCCAUUUCAUAUUGUAGGUCGGGAAGUUGCAUGCAAUGUGCAAUAUUCAUAAAUUGGCAUACAUUAUGAAUGACUGUGUCCAUUCAUCAGAUGACUCUUAUUAAAUAGUAAUUAUUUUGGGGUAAUUUAAUCUCAACACCGGUUGUUUAAUCUGAGAGCAGCUGGUAACACAGAUUAAUACUUCGGUUUCUGUGAACGGUUGCAGCAAGACCAGAUGAUUAUUGAUCAGAUAUAGAAGAUAGAUACUUCUUUUUUUUUUUAACAACCAAGACUUUAGUUCCUUGCAAGAUAAACAGAUCUUUAGCAUUUUGGCUCUGAAACCACAGUUUUAUUUGUCAUCCACUAUCUGAAUGUCAUGUGAGGACAGCAAAAUUGAACCUUUAGUUUACAUUAGUGUGUCUGUGUGUUUAUUCCUACAGUGAAAUCCAAAGUUGUUCUGUUGUGUCUAAGUUUUUUAAAUUAAUUUUAACAUGAACAUUUAGAGUUGCUUUUUUGUGUGUGUUUUGCAUCUAUUUUGUUUGUAUAAAAAUAGAUGCCAUUGUCAUAUUUUUUUAUGUUUGGCACUGGAAGUGUGCUUCUUCUUCAUCUUCUUUUCAUUCUUCUUCGUUUUCUUCUUCUUCUUCUUUUAUUAAUCCAAGUUGGUUUAAUAAAUAUAUUGACAAUUUUGGAAAAGGAUCAUGUAUAAAUUUUGUUUUGGGUUUCCUAUGAUUCGCUCAUGGUCAUUUUUCAGCCUUUAAAGUAUUUGUCCUGUAGUUUACCUCAGUGUGACUAAAUAUGCAUAACUAGGGUUGGCAUGAAAAGACAAAAAACUGGAGAUCUACUUUAUUGGCACUCUCUUUUUUGUCGGAUUAGUAUGAAGAAAAACCAUCAUCGCAACGGCAACACGACCGAUAUCGUUCAUACUCAGUCAUACAUGACGGAGUUUGCUGAGUUUGGUGCUGAAACUGUAAACCUCGCAUACAUUUAAGAUGGUGCAAGGACGGAUGCGUUUCUUUUGACUUUAUCUUUUAAUAACACACCUGCAUAGGUCGGUUAGAGGAGCUGUGGCGUCACACUUGGAGAUUUGGCACCGCUGCAGAGCCAAAGCCGCUCAGCGCGCUCCCGACGCCGCGCUGCAGCGACCGUGCAUGUCAAGCAGAGGUCUGACUGGACUCCACAGCUUAAUUGCUGCCGGUUCGGCAUCUUCCUCACAGUCAGUGGUCCAAAUGGGACGACAUUAUCCGACCCUGAUUUGAUAGAGAAUAAAAGAAAGACAAGAGAUGUAAUGCGAUUAUCUAAUCUUAAUCUGGGCCUCAUUCAGAGAGUUCUCUUUUUUAUUAUUAUUAUUAUUAUUAUUAUUCACUUUUGUGACUCCACUAACCAGUUCACGGGCAUUUUCUCCUCUGGCCUUUAGCAACACUUGCUUAAUUUCACUGUAAUCUCUUAAUCUGUUCUACUAAUCCCGAGCGGGCACGCUGAACUUCUUUACCCUACUUUGUCGCUCUUCCUCGUCCUUCUCCUCGCAUGAAACGCCUGCUCUGUUCCUCUAAAGCGUCAUUCUCAUCAUUCUCAUCAUUCUUCCAGUCCUUUUCCAACCACAUUCCUCCAAACGCUACACUUCUGAUCAAAUGUUUGGCUCCAGUGUCUCAUUCAGCAUUGUCAUGUUAUCCAUGUGUGCUUGAAGAUUGCUGUCUUAACCAAAGAUCUUCAUGACAGUUUCAAACAUAUUCGUGUGCACUGCACUAACAAAUCCUCAGUGGCAGGUUUUAAUUCAUCAAUAGGAUUCAUGUUGGUGAAUUUUAAACUCCUGCGUUACACAACAAACGCACAAAAAAGAAUAUGCUUCAGUACAAGAUAUCAGUGCCUCCUGGUGGACAGAUAGUGUUGCUCCCCAGAGCCGCAUUAGUUUCUGUCAUUUCCCUUUAUUUGUCUGUUAACAUUUGGAAAUGUCCUCAAAGAGCAAUAUAUUUAUUCCCUUUGUCGGUGUAUGAUUGUUCACUCAAAAGGUUGUAAUUAAAGUAUCCUCAAAAGCAAAGAGGAAGAACCAAGGACCAUUACAGCGAUUGCAUUAAGACAAUUUAGAAAUAAUUGCGUUGUUUAUAAAAUACUAUUUUUAUUGUAAAGAGGAGAGAAUGUAUUAGCUGGAUUGUACUGUGAAAGCUAUCUAUAGAUGUUCUGAAUCUAUUUCACUGGAAGGUAAAAGAGUUUUCUUUUUAUUUUCAAGUUUUUACCAUCAUCUGAAUCUGUUUUGCAUUUUUAAAAAUGAGCUUUUAAAGCUUGCAAUCAAAGUCCUAGUAGGACGUAACCCUCCGAGCACUUUCAAACUGACAAAGCUGCUCCUUACAAAUGCAGAAGAGUCACCUCUUCAUGUCUCAAAAUAGGGGGAAAAACAGGCAAAACACCUCAUUUCUUGCACUUAUCCUCCCAAUGUUCAACUGCACUGAUGCUUAAGAUUGUUUUGAAAGGAUUGUAAAAACAUAAAAUUUGUGAAAUUUGCUCAAAGAGUUGCCCAAAUCAAUGAAAAUGUUGUGGAUCUUUUGCUGUAACUGUAUGUAUAUUUUUGCUCAUGUUUACUGCAAACCCAGAUAGAGAAAUUAAUAAAUAUAAUUUAAGGGAACUCAAACUUCAGU
Cololabis saira (Pacific saury) is the source of this 4600-nucleotide messenger RNA. It is a transcript of the gene atp1b2b, whose product is annotated as ATPase Na+/K+ transporting subunit beta 2b. The record is from RefSeq and is a predicted model, not a curated record. Lineage: Eukaryota; Metazoa; Chordata; Actinopteri; Beloniformes; Belonidae. Gene Ontology annotation, biological process: intracellular sodium ion homeostasis; sodium ion export across plasma membrane; intracellular potassium ion homeostasis. The transcript is spliced from 7 exons. Gene Ontology annotation, cellular component: sodium:potassium-exchanging ATPase complex. Gene Ontology annotation, molecular function: ATPase activator activity. Bases 339 to 1193 code for a protein of 284 amino acids.